This is a messenger RNA of Mytilinidion resinicola, 2346 nucleotides long. RefSeq names its product Pal1-domain-containing protein. Gene Ontology annotation, cellular component: cytoplasm. The record is from RefSeq and is a predicted model, not a curated record. Lineage: Eukaryota; Fungi; Ascomycota; Dothideomycetes; Mytilinidiales; Mytilinidiaceae. The transcript is spliced from 5 exons. The coding region runs from base 275 to 1888 and encodes 537 amino acids.
CCCCGAAACCUCAAGACCCUCCAGCAUAGGCGGCGAUCCCAGCUGCUUCCGGCGCGCAUUCAGGAGUCGCUCGGCCAUCACUGUUGCGUCGUGCUAAGGCACGUUCCAAGCUCCCACCAAGCCUCGACGGCGCCUGUCGCAACUAGCAGUGCUCCUCUCCUCCUCUCCAACGCAUCCCAGCCCUCGCCGUGCCUCACCACAUCUUUCGCCCGCAUAUCGCUUUAUCGUCUCCUCCUGACUGGCCUGCGCUGAUUGGCGCCGUGCAAGGAUUAAAAUGCCAGAACCAAACCUCGCCCUCGACCUGUCCGCCUCCUCCUACUCCUCCCUCUCUGCCAACAAUCUGUCGUCGAACAACCCCUUCCGCAACCGCGCUGCGUCGCCGCACGCGCCCUCUCGUGGCGUCUCCACGCCCAACAGCGGUAACCGGCCCGUAUCCAAGAACCCCUUCCUCGCCGCGUUCGAGGACGAGCCGCCCGCCCAGCCCAAUCCCAAUUCCUCCUUUCUGAUCGACAUGUCCGCCACCGUCCAGGAGUCGCCCAAAAAGGCGACGUUUGGCACCAGCGCAGAGGAGCUCUUCAGCAACAUGUCCUUGAACGAUACUUCUGGAAAGAAAGGACUCGGCCAGAGACCUGCGCCUCCACGACCUGCACCUCACCGAUCCGGCACCCUUCCGCUGGCAGGGCACCGCCCGUCUCGAUCAGGAGAAGAAGAAAAGAUGCGGGGCGCACCGCGUGGACCGUCACGACCGCGGGGACCACCAGCACCGCGGAAUGGCCUUGGAAGUCCUGACAGAUCCAACAACAGGCGCCCGCGGCGCAAUUCCGAUUCUUCGAUCAUUGACAGAAGGUCCUUGGACGUCGAAGAGGAACGUAAGCGCAGAGAGCGGCGAAGAGAGAGGGAGGCCAAGGGAAAGGAUGGCAAGUCGAGGUCUCACAGGCCAAAGAAACCCCAUGGACUCGAUUUGAUCGACAAACUGGAUGUUUCUGGCAUUUAUGGACCCAGCUUGUUCCACCACGACGGCCCAUUCGAUGCUUGCAAUCCCCAUCGCAAUCGGAGGAAGGACCACCGCGCACCGAUGGAGGCGUUCCCCACGAAUUCUGCUAACAACGCCAUCGGCGGGUCUGGCCCGGUCAAUAAGAACAUUGAUCUCGAGAAAUUCCACGGACGAGGGGCUGAGGGCUUCACGGAUUUUGCACGAAGCGGGAAUGCCGAGACUGAGCAAUACAAGAAGCGCCCUUCGCUCGAAGGCCGAACAGCGUCAUUCAAUCCCAAGGGCAGCAUCGAGCCCAUUCACGGCGAAGAAACCUAUGGCCUUGGCACUUCUACCUUCUUAGAAGGCGCUCCUGCCUCACGCACUGCUAUUCAACAACGCCAAAUGGACGACGCUGCAGCAGCUCAGAAUGGUGGACUCGGACGCAAGAAGUCGAUUGCACAGCGCAUUCGAGGUAUCUCCCAGCCGCGCCGUACUGGAUUCGGCGAGGGAGGCCCGCGUAUCACGAGUCCCGAGUCGCGCUAUGAUUUUCGGCCGGGCGGAUCGAAUGCAAUGAGGACGCCGGGCAGUCCACCGGAGCCACCGCCAAAGGGCCUUCAGAGUGCUGGCGGCUACAAUAAAGUAAACGAGUCGAAUCCAUUCUUUGAUGAUUACGACGAAGCGUACGACAGGAAGGUCACCACGAUCAAGGUUGCAGAAACCGAAGGCAAUGAUGCAUCCAGGCCAUCAGGGUGGUCUCCAACUUCCCCAUCACGCGGAAACGGCCUGGAAAAGCGGGUGACUGCUGACAGCUCUGACGGCAUGGGCGACAGCAACAAACCCACCAACGGUUUCCUCAAUCGCGUAAAGAGCUUGAAGGGUGGGCGGCGGACGAGGCCUGAGAGACGGCCAUCGUGAGACCCGCCCUGACGCGGUCGGGGGUGUUCCAAUAGACUUGCUUUGUGGUCAUUAGCGCAGCACCCCGACUCGAUUUGGGCUCCUAACAAUGGAGGAAAGCUGUCAGCAACCGGUGUGCUCAGUUGUGCAGGAGACUGGCGGGCCAGGGGUGCAACACUGCGGGCCAUUGUCAACCCUAUUUCUGCUUUGCAUACGCUUGCUUCUAUCUCCUUUGUAAGCUGGUUCUUCUUUUCCUUCUGGAGUAUACGGUGAAGACGGGCGGUCGGCUUGUGUGACGGAUCUUCUUUCCUAGUGCACUGGAUAUUGGUUGACUGGGCUGCAAUAGUGCGUACCAGGCACAGAAAACUUCUUUUCGGACAUGGUCAUUGUCUACGAUUGUUACGCAAGUGAAGGUCGUGUGGAUUGACCGGGACAUACUAGAUUAUCGUUGAUUCAAAGAUAUGAACUCUCUCGCUGCC